CGCAAUUUGCCGCCAAUCUCUAUUGUGAAAUUCCUUUAGUUGGAUUUUUAUAGCGGAGGACAUGUCUACUAUUGAGAAAUUGUCUAUACAAGGCGUGCGUAGUUUUGGUUGCAAUGCCGAGGAUUGCCAGAGCAUUACAUUUUCGUCGCCGGUAUCAUUGAUCCUUGGAGAGAAUGGUUGUGGAAAAACUACAAUUAUAGAGUGCUUGAAAUAUGUACUCACAGGCGAUUGUCCACCUGGCAGCAAUAGCGGAAAGCAUUUUGUACAUGACCCCAAAAUAUAUGGACUAUCCGAGUCCUUGGCGCAAAUUAAAGUUCAGAUUCGAAAUAAAGUCGGCGCUCGCAUCUCCGUUUGCCGUCUGAUGAAGGUUUCCAUGAAGCGCGAUAAGGUGUCAUUUGAGACGCUUAGCCCAACAAUUAAUUAUAUGAAUGACAAAGCAAACGAGUUGAAAAAUCAUGAUUUUCUAGGCGGACGCAUUGCAGACAUUGGAAAUGGCAUUUGUGACUUCAUGGGCGUUUCAAAAGCCAUUAUCAAUGAUGUGCUGUUUUGUCAUCAAGAGGAUGCCAGCUGGCCACUGGACGAGCCAAAAAAAUUGAAAGAAAAAUUUGAUGAUAUUUUUGGAAUUUCCGAGUACGAUAAGGCGCUUGAUAAGAUCAUCAAAAUGCGCAAAGAAGCCCAAGAGGAAAUCAAAGUUAUGGAUGCUAAUAUGAAAUUGCUGUUUCAUUUAAAGCAGGAGAUGGAGGUGAAAACAAUGAAUCUUGAAAGAGCUCAGCAAAAAUGUGAUUCAAUAAAGGCGCAAUGCGCACAGUGCGACGAGGAAGUUAAACCAAUCGACGCACGGCUUGGAGAAAUCAGGGAUAUUGAAUAUGACAUCAGCAAAUAUCAGGCGCAAAAAGUAGAGAUGGACACAAAACAUAAGAAUUGCAUCGAACAAAUAUCAAGCAUUGCAAAGAAAAUUAAAAAGCCCUUUGAAGGGUCGUUGGCGGAACUGGAUAUCGAAAUUCGGUCUUUCGACCAAAGAAUGUCUGAGUUGCGACUUCAACGCACAGAUGUGGAAGAACAUCUUUUUAAGAUAAAGAACAAUAGAACCGAGCUUCAAACAACUCUUGUGGCACAGGACAAAAAACGAUGCAUAGCGCAACAGCAGCAGCAAUCUGAGCAGGAAUGCAAAUCGCAACUAGUGAAGGGCUUAAAAGCCUUGUGUGAACAGUUGCAAAUUCCUGUAAAGUCUUCGCUGGAUAUGCCUGAAGAAGUUGCCGAUUUAAUGCACGACAUUGAAGUAACGUUAAUGAGCAAACAGUGUGAGAUUGCAGAGUUGACUGCGAACAAUGAUCAAGCGGACCAUGAACGUCAGACAAAGAUCGACGAGCUGCGCACUGAGUUGACAAAAUCUGUAGAGGGUGUUUCAACUCAAGAAAAGCAAAGAGAGGCUAGCGAAAAAGAGAUUGCGGCGCUUGAGUUGAAAAUAAAACAAAUUGAAACAUCAAUGCAUCAAUUAAAACUGUUGGAAAAAGAGAUUGCAGAUAUUGAUGAAAAGUACGAGAGGGCAACCAGAAGCUUUAAUCUAGAAAGUAUCCGUGAAGUGAUAGCCACUAAAAAGGCAAAAAUUUCCGAAAAGCAGGCACGCUUCAAGAAACUUGAUGAGCAACUGACAUUCCUGAACUCCAUUGCAAAAUUGAUGGCUGAAAUUACCCUUAAGGAAAAGGAGCUAGAAAAAAAGGACCAGGAGGUGCAGCGGGUCCGAAACAAGCACAGUGAUCAUUUUGGAAAAUUUUUCAAAGAAAACAUUACGUCAAACUAUCGAAGGGCCAUGCAGGGCGCUUAUGAUAAAUUGCGACGGGAUAUAAAGGACCUUACAGAUAAGGCAAAUGCUGAGAAGCUUAAAGAACAGUCGCAUAAUAUUGGCCGGAAAAAUCUCAAAACCGAAAUUGCACGAAUGGAAAAAGAAUUGGCUGAAUCCGAGGAGCUUAUAUUUCAAAAAUGUCAUUCUACACCCUAUGAUGAAUUGCUAGAACGUAACAAAGCUGUUAUUUCAAAGCUUCAGUUAGAACACGGUGCUCUUAAAUCAGCAGAAGCGAUGUAUAAAAAGUACAUCCAGAAAAUCGAGGAGGAGCCUUGCUGUCCCUUAUGUCAUCACAAUAUGUCCGGCGAUGAAGCAACAGACCUAACCUCUGAGCUAGCUGAUGAAAUUCAUAAGCUUCCCGUCAAUAUAAGUGUGGCCGAAAAGUCUUUAAAAGCCGAGCAACUAAAGUACGAAAAUCUCCUUCAAAUGAAACCUCUUAUUCUAAAGGUUAAAGAUCUUAAGGAAUCAGUUCCUAAAAAGAAAGAGGAAUUGCGAAAAAUCGAGGAACUACUUGGAGAUGCAGUCAAUCAAUAUGAGACACAAAUGGCUAUGCUUGGAGAGCCCACACACAAUUUGGAGUUGGCCAAUUCCAUGCUAGGAGACAUGACUAUAUUAGAUGAGGCCUUAAAGGAGGCAGCACGCCUCAAAAAGGAUUUGGAUGUGCUUAAGCUUAAAUUGCCCAGUGAUUAUGACUCUAGCGUUUCCAUCGAUGCGGUGCAGUCAGAAAAAGUACAGGUCUCAGAAGACCUCGAAACUGAACGUAAGGCAUUAGAGGCAAAUCAACAAACCUAUGAAAAGCAAACUGAGGCACUGAACUGUCUUCGUGAGAAGAAGAAUAAAUUAAAAGACCAUCAGAUAAAACUACAGGAAGGCGUGCAAAGUCUACCCCAACUAAAGGAAAGGCUUGAUGAACUUACUCGUCUAAUGAUUACAAUUGGCACAGAAAUUUCAGCAUUGAAGUCAAAAAUUAAUCCGUUAAAGCAAAAACUGAAUGCAGCCAUUACAGAAAAAGCCCGUCUGAAAGAAAGCGAACGAUCCAAGUUGGCGGAGCUGAAUAGUAAAUAUAAUUCAUACAGGAGUGCAGAUGAAAAUAUACAAAGAUUAAAUACUGAAGUCCGGAACUUUAACAAGUUAGACCUAAAAAUUAAAAUUCAGGAAUACGACGCCUCGAUUAAAAGCAUAAAAGAUAAAGUGAAUCAAUUGGAUACUGAUAUCGCUUCAAGCAGUGAAAAAUUGGAAACAAUUAAAACGGAAUGUCUCAAUCAACAAACCAUCGACCGAGACCUCAAAGAUAAUCGUGAACUUAAACAACUGCAAAAAAAAGAGAUCGAUUUAAUGGAAAGCUGUGAAGCGCUUGCUAAGCAAUUGGGAAAUCUUGACUUCGGCAACAUUUCGAGAGAGAAACAGGGCCUUAUAAAAAAGAAAGACGCAGCGUCUAUACGUCGUGGCGCAUUGCUAGGUCAGCUGGGCGAAAUCAACAGCCAGAUCGAGAAGCUUAAGCUUGAAAUUGAAGAACCCAAGUACAAGCAGUCGCUUAAGAACUAUCGAAAGGCACAUUUUGAGUUGAUGGUAGCCCGACACAGCAUUGACGAUCUUGCUCAGCAUCGUGAUGCAUUGGAGUGGGCGCUUAUUCAAUUUCAUUCCGAGAAAAUGGAUAAUAUUAACCGCCUGAUACGUGAGUACUGGCGUUUGAUUUACCGUGGCAACGACAUCGAUUAUAUUCAAAUUCGGACUCAGGACCAAUCCAAUAAAUCUGCAAAUCGCCGCAAGAGUUACAAUUAUCGCGUGGUCCAAUCGAAAAAUAAUUCGGAGAUCGAAAUGCGUGGUCGUUGCAGUGCAGGUCAGCGGGUGCUUGCUUCUCUUAUCAUCCGCAUGGCCUUGGCAGAGACUUUUAGUAGCAACUGCGGUGUUUUAGCUUUGGAUGAGCCUACUACCAACUUGGAUCAAGCCAAUAUAAUAUCGCUGUGCGAUGCACUCAACCGCAUUGUUGAGGAACGCCAGUCCCACUCAAAUUUCAUGCUGAUCAUAAUUACUCAUGACGAGAACUUUAUUUCCACCUUGGGUAACAUAACCAGCUAUCAUCGGGUCGCCCGUAAUCAUGAAUGCAAAUCAACUAUUCGUAAUGCACUAAUUGAAUAGAAGAUAAAAUUGUUGUACACUUUAAAGUAUUUGAAUUUAAUAAUAAUUUACUAUGCAAGUAUAAAGUA
Scaptodrosophila lebanonensis is the source of this 4050-nucleotide messenger RNA. RefSeq names its product DNA repair protein RAD50 (gene rad50). NCBI's taxonomy places the organism in Eukaryota, Metazoa, Arthropoda, Insecta, Diptera, Drosophilidae. The transcript has 10 exons. Gene Ontology annotation, cellular component: condensed nuclear chromosome; Mre11 complex; nucleus. Gene Ontology annotation, biological process: double-strand break repair; chromosome organization involved in meiotic cell cycle; telomere maintenance via telomerase. The coding region runs from base 62 to 3982 and encodes 1306 amino acids. The record is from RefSeq and is a predicted model, not a curated record. Gene Ontology annotation, molecular function: single-stranded telomeric DNA binding; G-quadruplex DNA binding; ATP hydrolysis activity.